This is a messenger RNA of Linum tenue, 300 nucleotides long. NCBI's taxonomy places the organism in Eukaryota, Viridiplantae, Streptophyta, Magnoliopsida, Malpighiales, Linaceae. The record is from the annotation of a GenBank genome assembly.
AUGAUGGAUGAAUUGAUGGGCGUGGAAGAUGAGAAUGGCCGGAAGCUUAGAGAUGAAGAGAUCAUCAAUGUUCUGUUGAUGUAUUUGAAUGCUGGCCAUGAAUCCUCUGCUCAUGUCACCAUAUGGGCAACUGUGUUACUCCAUCAGCACCCUGAUUGCCUUUGCAAUGCCAGGAAUAUGACGCCAAAGGCGGGUACUUUCCUUCCAUUUGGAGCAGGAAGCCAUAUGUGCCCUGGAAAUGAUCUUGCCAAGAUCGAAAUCGCUGCUUUUUUACACUAUUUCCUCGUCGGCUAUGAGUGA